GAGCCAGGGCUGCCACUGUUUGGAUAAACACUACGCUAGUUCAGUAGCAGGUCUUCUUGCGUCCGUGUCUCUCCUGUCGGGACUUGUCUGCGCUCAUCUUGACUGUGCAGCAUAGCAGUAUUAUGCGAGCACCGUCCGGUGUGUGGGAGCACCGUGUGAAGUGAGUUUCUUUGAAUCAUCUAUAUGGGCCAUCUUCUCUCGAAAAAUGGUUACCGCCUGAAGAAGAGGACACGCAAGUUGCAUCACAGGAAGAAGAAGAAGAGGAACUGUUUCCUGCAGCUGCCUUGCAUGCUCUGCUUCAUCGUCCACAGUAACGCAACUGGUCUAGACGACGACAGCGACCAUUUGGAGGCUGGUGUCAACGGCAGCGGGUGCCGUCACAACAGCAUCACUGGAAUCAGUGUCCCUGGCGUGGGCGGAGUUGGCAUCGGAGCAGCAGCUGCUUCGAAGCUCGCUGAGCGGUACGCAACACUCACAUCUCCUGAGGAUUGCUCCAAGUUCCUAUUGUCACCACGGGAGUUGGCUAUCUGGGAGGGCCAAGGGAGGAGCCUUUUAUCAGCCGUUCCUGCAAAACUGAUUCCGCCACCGGCGUUGUUCCGAACCGCUGGGGUGUCCGUGACUGUGCCCAUUCCUGUACCUGUGCCUGGCUGCACCAGCGACUAUACUGAGAUGGUGUGUAAGAGGAAGUGCUCAGAGGUGCAGAGGUGCACCCCCUGUAAGCAGCCACGCUGCGCCUUCGCUGCCCCUGACGGAGGGCUGGAGAAUGGAGGAGUGGGAGGAGGUGGGGGAGAGGCUGCCUCAAACUCUGAAACUGGCCACUGCCACCUUCCCCUCUGUCCACUUCCCUCCUCCUCCGCUUCUUCUUCCUCUGCCUCCUCCUCUUCCUCCUCACCUGCCGACGGCUGCUGCGGGUUGGGUCUCCAUGCAGAUCUGCCCCACAGUUCAGACUCGUCCCCCUGCUGCCUGCACCAGUAUGACGACUGCCAGGCGAGAAGUUCUGACGCUGCUGAUCACUUAAGUAUCAACCACCUGCCUUCCUCCAUCCUUCUUAAGGUGCUGUCCCACUUGACAGUGAAGGAGCGCUGUCUGUGUGCCUCUCUGGUGUGUAAGUACUGGAGGGACCUCUGCUUGGACUUCCAGUUUUGGAAGCAAAUUGACCUCAGUGGCCUACAACAAGUAAAUGAUGAUCUCCUGGUGAAGAUAGCCUCUCGGAGGCAAAACGUGACAGAGAUUAACAUCUCGGAUUGCAGAGGGGUCCACGACCACGGUGUGUCCUCCCUGGCGUCACACUGUCCGGGCCUGCAGAAAUACACAGCCUACCGCUGCAAGCAGCUUGGUGACAUGUCCCUGUCGGCCUUGGCUACACACUGCCCUCUGCUGGUGAAGGUGCAUGUGGGCAACCAGGACAAACUGACGGAUGAUGCACUAAAGAAGUUGGGAGAGCAUUGCACUGAGCUGAGGGACAUCCACUUGGGCCAGUGUUACAGUAUCACAGAUGAAGGCAUGGUGGCCUUGGCUAGAGGGUGCCGUAAACUGCAGAGACUCUACUUGCAAGAGAACAAACUGGUCACUGAUCGGUCCGUGCGAGCAGUCGCAGAGCAUUGUCCUGAGCUGCAGUUUGUUGGCUUCAUGGGAUGCCCGGUGACCUCUCAGGGAGUCAUCCAUCUUACCGCGCUACGAAACCUGAAUGUCCUGGACCUGCGGCACAUCUCCGAGCUCAACAACGAGACAGUGAUGGAGGUGGUGAGGAAAUGUCGCAACCUCAGCUCCCUCAACCUCUGCCUCAACUGGAGCAUCAACGACAGGUGUGUGGAAAUCAUCGCCAAGGAGGGGAGAAGUCUGAAGGAGCUCUAUCUUGUGUCUUGUAAAAUCACAGACCACGCUCUGAUAGCCAUAGGCCAGUACAGCAGUACCAUAGAGACUGUGGAUGCCGGCUGGUGUAAGGACAUCACAGACCAGGGAGCCACACAGAUCGCUCAGAGCAGCAAGUCGCUCCGCUACCUGGGCCUCAUGAGAUGCGACAAGGUGAACGAGGAGACGGUGGAGAGGCUGGUGGUCCAGUACCCUCACAUUGUGUUCAGCACGGUGAUGCAGGACUGCAAGAGAACCCUGGAGAGAGCUUAUCAAAUGGGCUGGAGCCCCAACACGUCAAACACUUCGUAGCUACUGCUGGAUCACACACACACACACACACACACACACAAACACAUAGCUACACAGAGGCCCUACUUGUGUGCAGACACAAAUACACAAUACUUGCAGCUCAGUCAUGUUUGCUUCUCAUCCACUGUUCAAACAUGCAUGUGUACAUGUAGCUACACACUCACAUGCAAAGGUCCAGUUCAUCAACUGUUUCAUUUGAAGCAAAUCUCCCAUUUUAAUAAUUUAAGGAAUAUUGGCCUCCUGGUAUUUUAGAAUUUAGUGAGAAAUCAUACACCUGCUGUACUGCUCAUAUGUUACAGCCAGCCACUUCAUUGAAUCGUCCCCAUCGUGAUCGGUUAGAAGUCAGAUAACAGCCAAUAAUAUUGUGUUCUUUCAUGGACCGAAACCUGGAGUGACGAGUUAGUGUCGGCGCAACAGGUGUUAUUUGAUGUAAGUGUUGAUAGAGUGUAAAGCCUCAUACAUCUGAAGUCCUGCGGGUCAACUUUGAUGGAGUGAAGGUGAAGAUGCAUGAGGGGGGGGGUCUGGUUUGAAAACGACCCAAAGUAACGCAUCGUCUAAUGAAAGACAUUCAGCGCUGGCCAGACCAGAAUUAUUCUUAACGAGAAUAAUAGAUUGAAAAUAGUUUGUUGCCCCGAUUGGAAGCGAUGUUCCCACGUCAGCCCUCGGCAGCGUUUACUUCCUUCAAGCUGAACUCCGCUGCUGCAGUGAGAUCGCACAAGACAGAGCAGAGACUUGGAGAUCAGGAGAGGACGUGCCACAACUUCAGUCAGGAAGACAACUGAACUGCAAGGGUUUCGGACCUCGUUUGAGGCAUUUUCAGAAACCUGUAAUGUUCAUUUUGUUUGUUUGUUAGAAGAUUUCCCCUUUCCUGGAUGUUCAGUACAGUGUUAAAGCCGUUUGUGGACUCAUACGUGUUGAGAUUGUCAACAAGGCUCCAUUUGAAGGACAGAGCUCUUUGCUGUGACUUAUUAUGCACAUCGUCAUGGUACAGACGAAAGGAUCAGGUCAGAAACAGUCCAACCCUGGCGAAUGCAUGGCAGGAAAACGGUAUUGCUAACGACUCAAAAACUGCAUGUUUACAUUGAGAUCUUCACCUUAUUUUUUCAGCUGAAGAGAUGUUGUCUGCAGACGAUCUGACAUUGAAAUCAGCCUCUGUAUGACUUGGGAACAAUGCUCCUUUUGAUGCCAUGCAUAGAUUUAGGGUUGACUAAACGUUACAGUGAGUCAGUAAAGAAUGAAAUCAAACCAUGCUUGAAAUAGAAGUUGCCUUUACCUGAAAAACCCUGGGUCAUGUUAUCAGAAUAUUUUAACCACAACCACCGUGAUGACAGGUAAGAGGAAACGUUGCCUUAAGUGGUUAGCAGGUACUCGCCAUCCAAUUAGCAACCUGAACACGACCCAGAAUUUACUACAGAAAUGUUUAUCUGCUCUUGAGUUUAUCUAAUAUCAUAUUCCCUUUAUUUGAUCUGAUAUAUACGUAUAAAUAAAUACCGUGUGGGAUUUACUUAGCCUAAUGUUGGUUUUGAGCGUAUACUUGUAACAUUAUAUAUGUAGCAAUUCAAUGAGGGAUUUAUCUUUCUUAGUGGUGUAGGAUGUAAAGAAAAGCUGGCUCGGGCCUAUAGAAGUCGGUAGGUAGGAGUUGAUCAUUUUUCAUCUCUUCUAUAGAAACUCAGUAGUGUACAGUUAAAAAUGCAAAUAACCAGGGUAUUUUUCUAUGGUGUGAACCGGCUCUGGGCUCAGCCUCCACACACUGUCACUCAGAUACGAACAAUAGCUUGCUGAGCCUCGGGUUUGAGUAGAACUGUAAACUUUCUACAGCAUAUAGAGAUUUCAGACAAUUAAAGACAUGUUCAUUCUACCCUUGUCAGGAUUUGUAGACUUUAAUCGAUGGAGAGUUUCUCCCUCAGCCUGUUUUUGUUCUGUUUCUGUUCUUUUGUAAUCCCCAUAUGCACUUUCUUCUCUGCUAGAUGUUGACACACUUGAUUCCUGAUUUGUUAAGGCAACCGUAAAUGACUGGAUUUACAUAAAGAUGAAUAAAACACUAUUA
Messenger RNA from Chelmon rostratus (copperband butterflyfish), 4210 nucleotides. It is a transcript of the gene fbxl17, whose product is annotated as F-box and leucine-rich repeat protein 17. Lineage: Eukaryota; Metazoa; Chordata; Actinopteri; Chaetodontiformes; Chaetodontidae. Gene Ontology annotation, cellular component: SCF ubiquitin ligase complex. The record is from RefSeq and is a predicted model, not a curated record. Gene Ontology annotation, molecular function: protein binding. Bases 184 to 2163 code for a protein of 659 amino acids. Gene Ontology annotation, biological process: SCF-dependent proteasomal ubiquitin-dependent protein catabolic process. The transcript has 11 exons.